Molecule: messenger RNA, 4226 nt
Organism: Pan troglodytes (chimpanzee)
Lineage: Eukaryota; Metazoa; Chordata; Mammalia; Primates; Hominidae
Gene: ZBTB7B
Product: zinc finger and BTB domain containing 7B
Exons: 6
Coding region: 662-2383 (573 amino acids)
Biological process (GO): regulation of transcription by RNA polymerase II; positive regulation of gene expression
Molecular function (GO): protein binding; DNA-binding transcription factor activity, RNA polymerase II-specific; RNA polymerase II cis-regulatory region sequence-specific DNA binding
Source: RefSeq, a predicted model, not a curated record
GGGGCACCGUCACGCGUGGGGAGGGACGCAGGGCGCCCGCAGGCUCAACUCCCCGGCUCCCUCCGAGAGGGGGUGGGGCGUAGGGGCCGGAGCCGAAGGCCUGGUGGCUCCCCCUCCCCCUCCCUUCUAGGUCCCUGACCUGAUUACAGCCCCUCACGGGACCCCCUCCCUCAAGACCCUAAGUCCCCAAUUCACCCCCACCCAGCCUAUCCCUAACCUCUCAUACCCUUCCCUCCUGAGGUCCUGACCCUACAGAAGCCCCUCUUGAAGGAGAGGGAGCCCCUGUAGGGGGUGCUCGAUUCCCUGGCCGCUGCGGACACUGCCCCCUCCCCCCUCCUCUCCAGGUUCCAGGCCAGCCCCUCGGCUCCGCCCCCUCCCUGGACGAACGCAAGGCGAGACCUACUGGAGAUGAGCGGGACCGGAGCAGGGCCCCAAGCCCCCGGGCCUGGUGGGGGACGCGCUUCUUCCCACACUGUGAGCCUCAGCAGCUCCAGCCAGCGGACCCGACGGCUGAGAGGAGCCCCAGAACCAGGACUGGGGGAUUUGGAGCUGGGCAGAGACUUAACCCCCACAGCACCGGGAAGCAGCCAACUCCCCUCGCCUCCUUCCCCCUUCGUGGCUUGCGGUCUCUCUUCCCCGCCUCGGCCCCCAGGAAGUGAAGAUGUUACAGCCUGGUCCUCAUCCUCCCUCACCCCAAGCUGCUGCUCCUGGAGAAGCCUGGCCAGGCCCCUCUCAGGCUCCCUGGCAGAGCCUAGAGGAGAAGAUGGGGAGCCCCGAGGAUGACCUGAUUGGGAUUCCAUUCCCGGACCACAGCAGUGAGCUCCUGAGCUGCCUCAAUGAGCAGCGCCAGCUGGGCCACCUAUGUGACCUCACCAUCCGGACGCAGGGCCUUGAAUACCGCACUCACAGGGCUGUGCUAGCUGCCUGUAGCCACUACUUCAAGAAGCUUUUCACUGAGGGCGGUGGCGGAGCUGUCAUGGGGGCCGGGGGCAGCGGGACGGCCACUGGGGGAGCAGGGGCCGGUGUGUGUGAGCUGGACUUUGUAGGGCCAGAGGCACUAGGCGCCCUCCUUGAAUUUGCCUAUACAGCCACACUGACCACCAGCAGCGCCAACAUGCCAGCUGUGCUCCAGGCUGCCCGCCUGCUGGAGAUCCCGUGUGUCAUCGCUGCUUGCAUGGAGAUUCUGCAGGGCAGUGGGCUAGAAGCUCCCAGCCCGGACGAGGAUGACUGUGAGCGAGCCCGCCAGUAUCUGGAGGCCUUUGCCACAGCCACGGCCUCUGGAGUUCCCAAUGGUGAAGACAGUCCUCCACAGGUGCCCCUCCCACCACCUCCGCCACCGCCACCUCGGCCUGUUGCCCGCCGCAGCCGCAAGCCCCGGAAAGCUUUCCUGCAAACCAAGGGGGCCAGAGCAAACCACCUAGUCCCUGAGGUGCCCACAGUGCCCGCCCAUCCCUUGACCUAUGAGGAGGAGGAGGUGGCGGGCAGAGUGGGCAGCAGUGGGGGCAGUGGGCCGGGGGACAGCUACAGCCCUCCCACAGGAACUGCCUCCCCUCCUGAGGGGCCCCAGAGCUACGAACCCUAUGAGGGUGAGGAAGAAGAAGAGGAGCUGGUAUAUCCCCCAGCCUAUGGGCUGGCGCAGGGUGGCGGGCCCCCGCUGUCCCCAGAGGAGCUGGGCUCAGAUGAGGAUGCCAUCGAUCCUGACCUGAUGGCCUACCUAAGCUCCCUGCACCAGGACAACCUGGCACCAGGCCUGGACAGCCAAGACAAGCUGGUGCGCAAACGCCGCUCCCAGAUGCCUCAGGAGUGCCCUGUCUGCCACAAGAUCAUCCAUGGGGCAGGCAAACUGCCUCGCCACAUGAGGACCCACACAGGCGAGAAGCCCUUUGCCUGUGAGGUCUGCGGUGUUCGAUUCACCAGGAACGACAAGCUGAAGAUCCACAUGCGGAAGCACACGGGAGAGCGCCCCUACUCAUGCCCGCACUGCCCAGCCCGCUUCCUGCACAGCUACGACCUCAAGAACCACAUGCACCUGCACACGGGGGACCGGCCCUAUGAGUGCCACCUGUGCCACAAGGCUUUCGCCAAGGAGGACCACCUGCAGCGCCACCUCAAAGGCCAGAACUGCCUGGAGGUGCGCACCCGACGGCGCCGCAAGGACGAUGCACCACCCCACUACCCGCCACCCUCUACCGCUGCUGCAUCCCCCGCUGGCCUCGACCUCUCCAAUGGCCACCUGGACACCUUCCGCCUCUCUCUAGCUCGAUUCUGGGAGCAGUCAGCCCCCACUGGGCCCCCGGUCUCUACCCCAGGGCCCCCUGAUGACGAUGAGGAGGAAGGGGCACCCACCACACCCCAGGCUGAAGGUGCCAUGGAGUCCUCUUAAAGAGGGACGAGGGCCAGACUGAAGCAGCACAAGGCCGGGGACACCCAUGCCAAGCAGUGGGAGCACGCAGGACAGACACAGCAGGGGUCUGGGGCACGGAGCCUUGCUGGCAUCAGCAUCAGCCCUUCCUCCCAGAGCCCUCAUUCCAAUUCCAAGCUAAGAAGGUAUUGGGGCAGAGGCUCCCCAAAUUGGGGUGAUCCCCCAAGGAGUGAUACAUAUAUUGUGUAUAUAUUUACAGCUGUAUUGUAAAAGUGGGGUCCCUGUCCCCAGCUGCUCCUGGGGAGUAGAAGCAAUAAUGUAUUUCUGAUUUGUGGGUCCCACUUCGGCUAUGCGGGUUUCUAGGGGGUGGGGGCUUGGGACCAAAGCCUUGCCCCGCCCCUAUGCCCCUUGGGGGUUUUGGCUGUGUAAGGGGGUGAGGGACUGCCCCUCCCUUCCCUUCCGAGACCCCUCCUUCCUGGUUUCUGUUCCUUUUUCCUGGCAGUGAAUUAUGCAAAGGGGGCCGGCAAAGGAAGGGUAGGUGGGGGAAAGCCAGGUGGAAGCUUGAAAGACUGGGGGACUGGGCCUGUAAGGAAGGAGCCAUCCCAGUCCCCCUCCGCCCUGCUCCCGGCGCUGAGUCAUGGGGUCGUGGAGAAGGGGGCGGGGUGGCCUGAUUGGCUCGCCUGCCCCUGGGGGCAGUAGAGGGGCCCCGCCCAGCUAGGGGAGCCGCUCCGUUCCACUCCCCUCCCUAUCCCUCCCUCCCCACGGCCCUGGGCAGGGAAUGUCUUGUUCCCGCCGCUCCCUCCCCGGGGCCAGAGGGCAGGGCGGGCCGGGCGGCGUCCUACCCUCUUCUCCUCCUCCCCAUCUCCUCCCCGCCCAGGUGCGAGCCGGAGCCGCCGCCACCGCUGCCGCCCCUGACUCACGCCGCCCCCGGGCUGGCGCAGCGAAGGGUGUGGGACAGGGUAAGGGGUUGGAAGAGCCUUGUGGAGAGCGGGCGAGCCGGCGCCAUCUGGCGGCCAUGCUCUGAGUGGGCGAGCGCCCCCCGCGGCCACUGGAGCGAGCUGUCUUCACGCUCCUCAUCCACCCCAGCUGGUGAGCGGCGCCCCCUUGCCAAGGCAGUGGGCACAGAACUUCUCGCUUGGCCGCAGGGGAAGGGGCUGCGGACCUGUGGGAAAGUGAUCCCCUUCCCAGAUCCUUGCCAGCCGGGCUUCCUGUCAGGCAGGGGAGAAUAAUCCCCACUCUGCUCUUAGGAUUGAAUCCACCCCCAUUCUGUACAUAGCCUCUUCUGUUGGUCUUGUUGAAAUCUAGUUUCAGAUUUUUAACUACCCAAUUCUGCUGGGGGUGGGGGACACCCCCCCUUCCUCGCUGGGUGCUGGACCCCUUUUGCAGCCUGGGCUCUGCCUUGCACUAUUUCCCCUUCCUGGCCUGACGGCUCCUCCCCCUCCUUAAAAGGGGCAGGUUCAGGGGCCCGGUGCUCUUCCUCCCUUCCACGCACCCCCAUGCCCAUUUGCACAGCUGCCCAGGUACCCCUAACAGUGGGGAGGGGUCACAGGGAGGGGGUAGCGGGACCAGUCCCUGUUAUCUAUUUAAAAAGUGAUGAUGUAAUAUAUUGGGGUGGCGGGGAGAUCGGGUUGUCCUGGGCCUCAUCUUAGCAUUUCAGGUGAUGGGGGGAGCCCAGGGCUGGGGAGACCUGGGGCCCAGCCCCAGAAAGUGGGGACAAUGUGGCCUCCCUUCUCCCUACUUUCGGCUUUCCCAGUCAGUGCCUUAGGGGGAGAGGCACUCCCCCCCUCCUAUUCCCUUCCCCCCAUCCCAACUCCCCCACCUCGGGUGUAAGCGACAGGAAGAAAUAAUAAUAAUUUAAGAUUCA